This is a messenger RNA of Paramormyrops kingsleyae, 1394 nucleotides long. It is a transcript of the gene hmgn1b, whose product is annotated as high mobility group nucleosome binding domain 1b. Gene Ontology annotation, molecular function: nucleosomal DNA binding. Gene Ontology annotation, cellular component: nucleus; chromatin. The record is from RefSeq and is a predicted model, not a curated record. NCBI's taxonomy places the organism in Eukaryota, Metazoa, Chordata, Actinopteri, Osteoglossiformes, Mormyridae.
UUUGAGCUAGUUUUUGUUUCGGUGAAACAUUAUAGUCUGGUUAGACUCUGGUAGAAGGUACAGCUUUACACUUUAAGUUAACGUUGUACUGUAUUUCCCCCCCACAUAUCCACAGAGGGAAUAUUUCCCGCAGUAUUUUACUUGUAAAAAAAAAAAAAAAUAGAAGAGCGAGAGAGUGAAACAUGCCGAAAAGAAACAAAGCAAACAAUGACACUGAAGCUAAGGAGCCUAAAAGGAGAUCUGAGAGGUUGAUCAAUAAACCUGCAACCCCAAAAUCAGAGCCAAAGCCAAAGAAGGCGCCUGCAAAGCCGAAGAAGACGAAGGAUGCUGAGAAAGCCAAACCAGAAGAAAAGAAGGAAGAGACUCCUGCAGAGAACGGAGAGGCCAAAACGGACGAGGGGGCACCAGCCACAGAGAACGCUGAAAAACAGAAAGAGGGGGAUAAAUAAUCCAUCUCACCUGUCACCAGAGAUCCCUGUACCUCUUCUCUUGUACAAUUCAGGGGAAUAUUUUUACUUACUAUUUUGUAAAAUGCAGGUUUUUUAGUAGUUUGAUUGUAGAAACACAUUUUUUAAGAAAACAAAGGAAAUUACAUUUUGGUCGGGAUUUCCGCAACAUCCCACGUUUUUAAACCUUCGGAAAAAGAUAUUAGCCAUUGUAAAUGUCAGUGAGUUUUAUUUCUCGGGUAAAGGGGAGAGCGGGUUGGGUUAGGGUGCUAAAAGGGGUCAGUGUUGAGCGAGCGAGCCUUCUGUUUUAAAGGUAUCUAUUGUACAGCAGGAGGCUUACUUUCAAAUACUUACAUUCCAUAGGCUUUAUGUGUCAGGGUGGGGUGGAGCGGCUCAGUUAACGCGUAGUUUAAUUGUUUAUAACUGUUAAAUUCUAGAAUGUUUGUUUGUAAGCUGUGUUCUAUAAAUGUUAACGCUCGUGUGGUUUUUCUUACGGCAGUACUGCUUAAUAAGUAUCCCCUGUAGUUCCUGAGUUGACCCCCUUUCUGGUCAGUAUGUUGCGUGUGUUCGUUACAUCUUAUGUUUUUGUGAUAGCGUUGCAAUAAAUUGUACGGCUGCUGUGGGGAAAAGAGGAAAAACGACGCGUUUCGUCAACAUUUCUGACCACCUUGCGUGAUGGUGCUUGGUGAGGACGGCUAAAGGAAUAUCUGUGUUCUUAGCAAAGCUAAUAACAUGCGUAUCAGUGUUAAACAUACUGGUGAUAAAUGUUCAUUUUAUAAGGACACUGGGAUGUAACAACUAUGUUCAUUGAGCAAACCAGCAGUAGCAAUAUCCACAUGUGGGUUUUAGGUUAUAAAAAGAAAAUCAAAGUGUACAGAUUUUUUUUUCUCUGUUUAUAGCUGUAUCUGUAAUGAUUGGUAUAAAUAAACCAAUAAAUGACAGGUGAUA